GCCGUUCGCCACCUCGGCCCGCUGACCAGCGCCAUACACCCACUACCCCAAAUGUCCCCCAUCUCCGCAACUCUCCGCCAUGAGCCGUAGCCCCGCUGCUAUCUCACGCCGCCACACCUUCCACAGCCAUCUCCCAUCACCGUGGCUAUUUCUUCCGCGGCCAUUCAUUCCACGGCACUCCUCUCUGCUAUCCCCGUGGCCAUUCCUUCCCCCAAUACUUCCUUUGCUGCUGACCCGCGACCACAGCCAUCUCCCCGUGGUCACUCCUCACACAGCCAUCUCCCCGCUGCUAUCCCCUAUGGACACAACUUCCGUAGCCAUCUCUCCGCUUUUAUCCCAACGACCACUCCACUUGCUGCUAUCUCCCGCGGCCAUUCUCCCCUCCGCCCGCCUACCCCAGGCCUGUUUCCCACAGGGUCAGAGACCAGUGGAAGCUGCAGCAGCCAUUCCGAGUGGGUGCUACCUACCUGCAACACGCCGACUCGGGAACGACCGUGGACUUCAUGAACUGGCAGAUCCCUCUGAGCCGCCGGUUUCGAUCUCUGAAGCUUUGGUUUGUGAUCCGUUCGUUCGGGGUGGCUGGUUUACAGGCGCAUAUCCGCCACGGAGUUGAGAUGGCUAAGUAUUUUGAGUCCUUGGUUCGAAGUGAUUCAAAUUUUGAAAUCCCAGCCAAAAGACAUCUUGGGUUGGUGGUCUUUCGUUUAAAGGGACCCAACAGUCUGACUGAAGAACUUCUGGCUGAACUCAUCCAAUCAGGCAGCAUGUACCUGGUUCCGGCCAACAUCCAGCAGCUCUUCAUCAUCCGCUUCACCGUCACUUCUCAGUACACCACCAGUGCAGACGUCCUGCGGGACUGGAACAUCAUCCAGCAACGUGCUGCCAAAGUCCUCAAGUCCCCAACGUCAGCUGGCCUCCUGCGCGAUGGAGUAGGAGGCGCCACAUGGCCCUUUCCACAUGGGACAAGUCAUCUUAGUCCAGACUUAGCUAUACUUCUCUGGACUUCUGAAAUGUCUGCCUGAAGUACAAACACAUCUGUAAUCCGCAGGCUAUUGUCCAAAUGUGGCCUCGCUGAAUGCAACAAGCACGUCUUCCCUGUGACAAUAAAGACCAACUUCUGUCAACCUCUUGCUCACUUCCAAUCUUCUAUCAAUAUUCUGCAGUUUCUCUGCAUGCCUUUCUCUUCUUCCUGCCACCCCACCUUUCCCACCUUACGUUCCAACUGCCAGACAAUCACUACAUUAGAUAGAAGAAUCGGAUGAUGGAAUUGAUGGCUUUGUUGCAAAGUUUGCAGACGACAGGAAGAUAGGUGGAGGGACAAGUAGUUUUGAGGAAGUAGAGAGGCUACAGAAGGACGGGAAGAUUAGGAGAAUGGGAAGGAAAUGACAGAUGGAAUAGUGUUGGGAAGUGUAUGGUCAUUGGGAAAGGAAAGGGUUAACUAUUUUCUAAAUGGAGAGAAAAUACGAUAAACGGAGGCACAAAGGGACGAGGGAGUUCUUGUGCAAGAAUCCCUAUUGGUUAAUUUGCAGGUGAGUGUGUGGUGUGGAAGAGAAACGCAAUGUUAACAUUCAUUUCAAGAGGACUAGAAUAUAAAAGCAAGGAUGGAAUGUUGAGACUUUGAGGCACUGGUGAGGCCUCAUUUGGAAUAUUGUGAGCAGUUUUCGGCCCCUUAUCUUAGAAAGGAUGUGCUGAAACGGGAGAGACUUCAAAGGAGGUUCACAAAAAUGAUUCCAGGAUUGAACAGCUUGCCACAUGAAGAGCGUUUGAUGGCUCUGGGCCUGUAUUCACUAGAAUCCAGAAGAAUGAGAGCUGACCAAAUUGAAACCUAUUAAAUGGUGAAAGGCCUUGAUAGAGUGGAUGUGGAGAGAAUGUUUCCUAUGGUGGGAGAGUCUAAGACCAGAGGACACAGCCUCAGAAUAGAGGGACAUCCAUUUAGGAUGAUAUGAGGAGGAAUUUCUUUAG
This is a messenger RNA of Mobula hypostoma (lesser devil ray), 1959 nucleotides long. RefSeq names its product histidine decarboxylase-like. Gene Ontology annotation, molecular function: pyridoxal phosphate binding; histidine decarboxylase activity. Gene Ontology annotation, cellular component: cytoplasm. The record is from RefSeq and is a predicted model, not a curated record. The transcript has 5 exons. Gene Ontology annotation, biological process: L-histidine catabolic process; histamine biosynthetic process. The coding region runs from base 504 to 1019 and encodes 171 amino acids. Lineage: Eukaryota; Metazoa; Chordata; Chondrichthyes; Myliobatiformes; Myliobatidae.